GCAUCAUCUCACAGAUCAUGGCAGCUGCUUUUUUAGCUUUUCAUGGUGCGUCGGGUUGACUUGGUCAGUCCUUACCGCAGAUCUCAUAUCCUUGCGGAAUGGUAAAUGGAAACAGUUCAAUGAAAUCGCAAGAAAUCCGCAGUUCUUUCUCUCUUUGAACCCAAUCAAACUGAGUCAGAAGCUAAAGGUGAGGAGCCGAGAGUGGAAGGAAUCCUAGAAAGCAUUUGCACUUGCAUUUGCAUUUGCAUUUGCUUGGCAGCACAGAAGCGGAAGCGAAGUUUCCUUUUGCUUACUGCAGAGAAGGAACAAAAGCCUCCAACUCAACUCGUUAAACCAAAGCACUUGUCGUUAAGCUCUCGUCUCAGUGCGGAAUCACUCGGUUUACUCCGCUGGGGACUUCACUGUGCUGCUGUUCCAGAUCUGCUGCGGCAAUCUGUCUCCCCUCUCUCUUCUUCUGCGAGGAAAGGGCAGGAGGAAGAGGAGGAGGAGGGAGCCUAUGAGGGUUUUCUGGUUUGCUGGGUUUUUCCUGGCAAGAUGGGCUCAUGGGAACGAGUACUGGAAUGCGACCGAGUUGGAGGCUGCCUACUAUGGGGCUGGGGGCGGCAGUCCCCCUCUGCUUGUGGGUCUGACCCUCAUCCAAUCUGCGGCAGCUAAGGGUGCUGUAUGUUUGGAUGGGAGCUUACCCGGUUACCACUUGCAUCGUGGCUAUGGAUCUGGAGCGAAUAGUUGGGUUGUCAAUUUAGAGGGAGGAGGCUGGUGCAAUGACAUCAAAUCAUGUGUUUACCGAAAGAGAAGUCACCAUGGUUCAUCCUACUUCAUGGAGAAGCAGUUACAAUUUACUGGAAUACUCAGUGACAAACCUGAUGAAAAUCCUGAUUUCUAUAACUGGAACAGAGUCAAGAUUCGUUAUUGUGAUGGUGCAUCAUUUCUAGGUGAAGGAUAUAACAAGGCUGCAGGCCUUUAUUUUCGAGGGCAGCGUAUUUGGUUGGCUGCUAUGGAAGAACUGAUGUCAAAUGGAAUGCAUUAUGCCAACCAGGCUCUCCUUUCUGGAUGUUCUGCUGGUGGUCUGGCGACCAUACAACACUGUGAUGAAUUUCGAGCAUUAUUUCCAAGAAACACAAAAGUCAAGUGCCUUGCUGAUGCUGGCAUGUUUCUUGAUGUUGUUGAUGUAGCUGGUGGUCACACCAUGAGAUCCUUCUUCGGAGGUGUAGUAAGCUUGCAGGGUGCCUGGAGGAACUUGCCAAGGACAUGUACUUCCCGCAUGGAUGCGACAUCGGUAAUGUUUCUUGUGACACAGAGGUAUAUGACAAAGAUAAUGGGUACCAAUUUCCUAUGCUCAAGCUUUCUUGACCUUCCUCUGCAGUGCUUCUUCCCACAGAAUGUGAUUGAUAAUAUCCGGACUCCACUUUUUUUGGUUAACACAGCAUAUGAUGUAUGGCAGUUGCAACAAAGCUUAGCUCCCAAAACAGCUGAUCCUCACGAUUCCUGGGGAGGAUGCAAAAUGAACCAUGCAAAUUGCGAUGGAUAUCAACUCCAGUUUUUGCUAGGGUUUAGAAACCAAAUGCUUAGUGCCAUCAGAGGCUUCUCCAUGUCCAGGAAAAGUGGGCUGUUUAUAAAUUCAUGUUUUGCUCAUUGUCAAAGUGAGAGGCAGGACACAUGGUACGCGAAUAAUUCUCCACAACUCGGGUAUAAGAGAAUAGCAACGGAUGUUGGCGACUGGUUCUUCGAUCGGAGCAAAGUAAAUGCAGUAGACUGCGCAUACCCCUGCGAUAACACCUGCCAUCACAUCGUCUUCAGGGGAAGACAAUGAAUUAUUUCUUCUAUUUCAUUUCCUAUUCAUCCACCAAUUCUCACACAAUGUCAUCGCCAGCCGGCAUAGAAGAAGAAGAAGAAGAAGAAUAACAAGGACUACACCAUCAAGUGAUAUAAAUAUGCGUUAGAUUUGGAGCUUAGAACACACACCAAUUUCCCUGUCAAAUUUUGCAUGCAUUCCUCCGGAGAAUAAUUACAUUGAUUUAAACGAUCGCUAUUGUUAAGAUCUACAA
Musa acuminata AAA Group (dessert banana) is the source of this 2045-nucleotide messenger RNA. Its product is annotated as pectin acetylesterase 12. The transcript is spliced from 12 exons. Gene Ontology annotation, cellular component: plant-type cell wall. The record is from RefSeq and is a predicted model, not a curated record. Gene Ontology annotation, molecular function: pectin acetylesterase activity. The coding region runs from base 497 to 1810 and encodes 437 amino acids. Lineage: Eukaryota; Viridiplantae; Streptophyta; Magnoliopsida; Zingiberales; Musaceae. Gene Ontology annotation, biological process: cell wall organization.